UUCCUCUCAGAAUAUCAUUUGAAAAGAAAUGGGUAGUUAGAAUUUGUUUUGAAACGUCCAGUGCACUGAGGUAUUUGUUAGUGCUUUAAGUAAAAUUUAAAAAUAUUUGUGUUUUGUUCCUUGUCUUUUGUCUUUUUACAAGAAUAAUGCUAUCUUAGUCACAAAGAAAACUCAUAUUUUUGCUUUAGGUGAAAUGCUAUAAUGCUUUCCAUACCUGGAAACAAAUCUUUGCCUUUAGAGUUGGAAAAUAUUUAACUCUCAACAAAUGAAUUCCACACUUGAACUCUGCCGUAUUCCUGUGCCACCUCCUCCUUUAGAAAACUGAUCUUAAGACAGGUAAGAGAAGACUGGAGGGAAGAUGCUGGGGUCCGAGCGGGCUGUCGUGGAGGAGUGGUUGUCAGAGUUCAAGGCGUUACCUGACACUCAGAUCACCAACUAUGCAGCAACUUUACACCGGAAAAAAGCGCUGGUCCCUGCACUCUAUAAAGUUAUUCAGGACUCCAACAACGAGCUCCUGGAGCCUGUCUGCCACCAACUGUUUGAGCUCUACCGCAGCUCUGAAGUGCGACUGAAGAGGUUCACACUGCAGUUCUUGCCUGAGUUGAUGUGGGUUUAUUUGCGACUCACAGUUAGCAGAGACAGACAGAGCAACGGCUGCAUCGAAGCGCUCCUCCUAGGAAUUUAUAAUUUGGAAAUUGCUGAUAAAGAUGGAAACAAUAAAGUGCUGUCUUUCACUAUCCCUUCCUUAUCCAAGCCUUCAAUAUACCAUGAACCCUCAACAAUUGGAUCCAUGGCUUUAACAGAAGGGGCGUUGUGUCAGCAUGAUCUCAUCAGGGUUGUUUACAGUGAUCUUCAUCCUCAGAGAGAAACAUUCACUGCACAAAACCGGUUUGAAGUCUUGAGUUUCCUCAUGCUGUGCUAUAAUUCUGCUAUUGUAUAUAUGCCUGCCUCGUCGUACCAGUCUCUCUGUCGAAUGGGUUCCAGGGUUUGUGUGAGUGGGUUUCCGAGGCAACAUGAGAAAAAGUGGAAAGAAAUCUGUGGUCGAAUAGUAUUAGAUCCUGAAUUUAUGGUGCAACUUCUCACAGGAGUUUACUAUGCCAUGUAUAAUGGACAGUGGGACCUUGGCCAGGAAGUACUUGAUGACAUCAUUUAUAGAGCCCAGCUAGAACUCUUUUCUCAGCCACUCUUGGUUGCCAAUGCCAUGAAAAACUCGUUACCAUUUGAUGCACCUGAUUCUUCACAAGAAGGCCAGAAGGUGCUUAAAGUGGAAGUCACUCCAACAGUGCCGAGGAUCUCUCGGACUGCAAUUACAACAGCUUCGAUCCGUCGUCACAGAUGGAGACGAGAAGAUGGCUUUGACUUCUCAAACGAGGCUGACUCGAGUAUUCCUGGCUCCCCGAUCCAACACGGCUCCACUGACCUAGGGAUCAAACGUGUGCAAGAGGGGGAGGUGCGCAGGACCCCUGAGCAUGGCUCGCCGGAGCCCAACUCGGCAGCAGCCACAACAGAGGGUGCUGAGGGUCUAAAUGGAGAAGAGUCUUUAAACAUGAACGAUGCAGACGAAGGAUUUUCCUCGGGGGCUUCUCUCAGCAGCCAACCACCUGGGACCAAACCGUCCUCUUCUCAGAGGGGAAGUUUACGGAAAGUAGCAACUGGGCGGUCCGCCAAAGAUAAAGAAACAGCAUCUGCCAUCAAAUCCAGUGAGAGCCCUCGAGAUUCAGGAGUUCGCAAGCAGUUUGGACAACCAGCCGAUCUUAGCCUAGAUUCAGUCGAGCUGACGCCGAUGAAGAAACACCUGAGCCUGCCUGCUGGCCAGGUGGUGCCAAAAACCAAUAGUUUAAGUCUCAUCCGGACAGCCAGUGCUUCCUCCAGCAAGUCAUUUGACUAUGUGAAUGGCAGUCAAGCAAGUACCAGCAUUGGGGUUGGCACUGAGGGAGUCACUAAUCUAGCAGCUACAAAUGCUAAUCGAUACUCAACUAUCAGUCUACAAGAAGACCGGCUAGGUCAUGCUGGCGAAGGAAAAGAGCUCCUCAGCCCAGGAGCCCCCUUAACCAAGCAGUCUCGAUCCCCGAGUUUCAAUAUGCAGCUAAUAUCCCAGGUGUAGUUUUGAUGUCCCCUCAUUCUCCUUACCUUUUAGACUGAACAUUUCAUUGUGCAAGACACUUCAUCCCACAUUGUGAAAAAAAUGUCACUGUAAUCAGAUCUGGUUUAGCUUAGGUAUCUUCCUACUGUAUUUUGUAUGGAAACAGCAAUAAGGUUUUCUUUUUCCUUGAACCUCUCUCCACUUAUUCCUUGUAAAUGUGUUUGUGAAGCAGUGUAAGAUGUUUGCCUUUUCCACGCCUUCCUUUCUCCUUGGGUAAUGUGCAAUCCAUCGUAGGCUGAUCGGUCCCAUUUCAACACUGUGAGACUGAGGGUAUGUUAGAGGAAAUGGUGUAUAUGAUCCCUAUGAAGUGAUUCUUUGGCUUUUGUUUAAAAACAAAACGGGUUUGUUCACAUAAUCUAUGGAACUAUGAAGAUAACUGGAUCAUAUUUUUUUCUCUCUUAACCAGGAGUGCCUCAGAGAUUCUGCUAUGACUUUGGACUUCUCUGAGUCUGUGCAAUUUUAUAUUCUUGAGAAGCAUGGGGGAAGGUGGUGGACUACUGCAAUUUUUCAUUAAAAUGAGGCUAGCUGCACCCCCUUUCCUUUAUCCCAAGGACAUAGAUGUUUAAUUAUUGAGGCAUUUAAAUUAACUUGUGACCACCUCCAUUGGAGGCCGGGGCUCUAAGUUGAUUGUGUAAUUGAUAAUGCACUUUCUCAAUGGCUCUCUAGUCAUUAACAACAUGUCUUCCCUCUUCCCACAAGGACUUGAGGACAUUUCUGCCCUUAAAGUUUGAACUAGCAAAUCAGAGACUCCAAGGGGCAUGUUCUAUUUCCUAGGAACGAUUGACACUUUGGUGCUGGGGUUGUGUGGGGGGAAGGAUGUUCUUCGUUUAGUUUGUGUGAGAUUGUAUGUGAGGUGACGUUAUAAUUGUUUUCUUUUUUUCCUUUGUGAGUUGAUAAUGACUGAAGUAGAAGCUGUACGUCUUCAGGUAAAGAGAGGGAUUUCUCAGUCCACUUUCUGUGAUGUCAGACUAUUGGAGAAACCCUUUCAGCUGCUUCCUAGAUGUACCUAAAUUCAGUCAGAUAUUGGAUAAAGAUACCUAAAGUCCUGAGAUCAUAUACUCCGAGGAAAUACAUCAGGGACAGAUAAUUGGUUGAAAACACUGAUACUUCAAUGUGACACAUUUUUAUAGAACAUUUCUACCAGAGGGUACUGACUUGAUUUCUCCACAAGGACCACACUGCCUUUGUGUUUAAUGCAAUUUGUGAAUCUUCUGAUUAUCUGCAAAGUUUCUCGUUUUUAUAAAACUUUGAAAUCAUGCCAGUAAGCUAGAUGUUGAAUGUAUGUAAGUAGCAUUUGGUAACUGCUAAGAGGCUACAAAAAUACACUAUUGGUUUAAAUUUUUUGGUUAUGAUUUGGUUGGAUAAGACUUUCUUAUAUCUCUUCUGGGUCUCAGGCUUUGUUUGAAAAAGAAGGGAAUAUAUUGGGAUUUUGAAAAUCAGUAUUGUGACUUCGACCGCUAUCCAUCUAAAGACAUCAGUUACACAUGCCCUUGUACAUGUAGACAUUUUAUGUAUUAUUGUGAAAGAAAAAUAUACUGCCUUUAUGGAAAGCAAGUGUUCUCUUAAUUGACAAAGUUGUGUUCUCUCUAUUUACAGUAGAAUUUGAUAAAUUAACCAGGAAAAUGCCUCUCUUUUUUUUUUUCACACAUAAACCACCACCACUUUUGGAAGAGUUGUUUGUCUGUGUGUCUGUUUGUUUAGGGGGCCUUGUGUUAGACUCAUCCUUGAUUGGAUUUGGUGGUCUAUAAAUUUUCAGCUCCCAGCAAAUGGAAAACUAGAACCUCAGCUAUUAGACACAUCAUUGCCAAAAUUUGGAGUAAAGCUAAAAGCUGAUACAUGAUUUAUUGAUUUUUAUAAUAUGCAUAUAUGCAAUUAUCACAGACACAUUUUAGUCCUAUUUCUACUAAUUUAACUAAGUGACAUAAAGUAAACUACAAAACAUUGUAAAACAGUGAAAACUAGUGAAAUAAAAUGAUUUUCUAACAUACUAAACAACAGGUUUCUAGUGCGUAAAGGGAGGUGUCAGUGACUCUGUAGCAAAACAUACCUGGAUUAGUAAAAGGCUAAUGGGCCCAAGUGCACAUAUAUUGGCAUCCAAGUCAAGCAUUUUAGUUAAAGCACAAAAGAAUACCAAAUAAUUUGAAGUUAUAGCAUAAACUGUAGUAGAUACAAGAAAAUGUCCUUUAAUUAGAAAUGUUAUAACUGUAAAGUUGGUUUUAAGAUAUUUUCCAGAGCCAGGUAUAGUGGCGCACACCUUUAAUCCCAGCACUCUGGGAGGCAGAGGCAAAUGGAUCUCUGAGUUCGAGGCCAGCCUGGUCUACAGAGCAUGUUCUAGGACAGCCAAGGCUACACAGAGAAACCCUGUCUUGAAAAACCAGAAGAAGAAAAAAAGUGCUUUUCAUCUUAAGAGGCUUUCAUUUAUUGGUAUGUAUAGAUUUUGUAUAUACAUCCUGAUUAAUAUUUCACAACCCUGUAACAUUUGAAUCCUAUUCUUUGGGCUGUGAUUCAGUCUCAAUAAAGAAAUCCUUCAUUCUUUAUAGCCAUGGUCUUAGAAAAAAAAUUCCUGUAUAACAUAAUAGUUCAAAUGAAAUGAGUUACACCAACUGUCCAAUUUUCUAAGAAUCAUUCUAACCACUGUGUGUUAGCAACACCUCAUUUAAAAUGGUUUUCGUUCAGUUACACAGCACCUGUUAGAAAUGUAAGCCAGAAAUGUCCAUUCUUUGUCCUUUAACAACUUCCCUUUAAUACUCCUCAGCUUUCAUAAAGCUUCAUCCCACCAACAGAAAAAGACAUUUAGGGAAAAGUGUUUGUUUUAUAUAAUUUUAAAAAAUGAUUGGUGCCAUCUGUGCUAGGUCAAAUUAAGGAAUACAGCAUCUGAAGGUUUAGGAGUUCUUCUAUGUGACUUUAAAUUAAUGUUAUUAAUAAGAAAACUAAAAUGUAAAGUAAAAAGUUGACUUAGAAGUAAGGUUUUUAAAUAUGAAAAUAUAUUAAGAAGCCAGGGAGGUAACAGGUGUUGUUUAAAGUCUUACUCCUUUACUGUUCCAUGCCUGUGUAUUGCAGAUCAGAAUUUCUGUGCGAGGAGAAACCCUAGAGAUAAUUUAGCUACUCUCUCUCCCGUACACAUCCAUCCAUCCUCAGGAAACUGAGGCUCAAAGAGGUUGUGAAAUAAAGUCCAUAACUAAGAAGCAGAGCCAUAAUCGAACCUUGUCCCCAGUCAAAUGCUUAUCCACACCCCACUGCUUCCUGUUACCCACACUUUGGUAGAUAUGUAUCUAACGCUUUUCCAUUUCUGCACUUUCUUUCUGUUUCUGGUCUAGUGGUUGGUGAAUACAUUAAGAAAAGUAUUCAUUCCAGAAAAAAAAUGUACAAUACUAAAUACAGAUGGGGAUGUGUUCAAAUGUAGGUAUCUGUGUAGCACAUUACUCUUUUCUAAUUCAUGCCUUAUGAAUUCUCUGCCACAUAACAGUUAUAUGCUGCCAUGUUAUUUGUAUUUGUGGGGGUUUGUUUAAAUGUAAAAUAAACCCAAUGAAAUGACUUUAAUCAGUGUUCUAACUAUUUAAAAGUGAUUUUGGAAUCAGCCAGUUUUCAGUCACCAAAGGUACAAUAUGGAGGACUGCAAAGUAAAGAUAACAUCAGGGCUGGAGAGAUGGCUCAGAGGUUAAGAGCACUGGCUGUUCUUCCAAAGGUCCUGAGUUCAAUUCCCAGCAACCACAUGGUGGCUCACAACCAUCUGUAAUGAGAUCUGGUGCCCUCUUCUGUUCUGGCCUGCAGACAUGCAGGCAGAACACUGUAUACAUAAAUAAAUAAAUCUAAAAAAAAAAAAAAAGAAAUAAUAAAGAUAACAUCAAUUCCAUUCAUUAUUAAGCUAGAGAGAGACUGUUUCUUACUGUGCUUAGAGCAGAUGAAAGCAAUAUUUUAUAUAUGAUUGGAAAGGGUUUAUAGUGAGUAUGAAACUUAUGAUUCAUAAUGCCCUCUGUCAUUUAUAACACAUAUUCCGUAUGAAAAUGACUCAAAGUUUCAUAGUCUCAGCUAUGUAAGCUCAGAGUCUCCAAACUGAAGUCUAAAUUCCUAUAGUCUCAGUUAUUAGAAUUACUUAUCAGACACCAGGAUACUGAGAAGAACUUCUUUAAAUUGCUUUCGUUUGCACUGUUUUUGUGAGUACUUUAAUGCAGUGAUGUGUUUUUCCUACCUCAUUUUAUGAGGUUUCUUUGGGUCCGUUUUUGAGUACUUCAGUUGUUGACAAUCAGCUGUCUCAUUUAAUUCACUGCAUGUUCAUUUAUAAAUAAAAAUACUAGUUUCUGUCUUUAUGGGUAAGGUGGCAUCCUGUAAAACACUGGUAAGGAGGAGCACUCCAUUUCUGAACUUGGAUUACAUUAUAAAGGGUUUUUUUUUUAACCAAAAAAGCUUAAUAUUUCAAUUAUAUAUAGUUUUGCAAUUUAAAAAGAAUGCUUUGUCAUGGUUGUGUGAUGCAGUUGGAGCAAGAGGCUUUUCUCUGUCAAGCCGAAUGACUGCUGUCAUUGCUUCCCCACCAGGUUGGGUGAGACACUUACUGUAAUACUUUGCAUUUUUUUUCUCAAAGUGGUUUUCAAAAAUAAGGGAUUUGAAAACUAGCUAUUGACAGCUUAACCUCUUAAAAAAUAGUGUUUGCCAGGUUAUAGAAACAUGAAAUAUGGUGUGAAAUGAUAUUAACAAAAUCAUGAGUCAUCAGGUUGGUACAAUUUUCCAUGCUAAUGUGGUGAGACAAAUUUUAGUAUUGUUUAUGCUGUGUGAAUCUAAUGGCUAGAUCACCCCGGUACUGAACUACAUAGGAACUGCUGUUCCUGUGGGAGGCACAGCCUGCCUCCUUGUCCAUGUAGGUGUGCUUUGUCUAAUUCCAACCACAUAACCCACAAGAUUUUGCUCUUUUUUUUUUCCUCCAGUAUUUUUGUAAUAUUAGACAUUUGUCCUAUGAGAAAUAUAUACAGGACCAAAUAUUCAGGCUACAGUUUCACAGAAAUCCAGGGUGACAGGAAAUAACUGGCAGUGUAGUACAGAAAUAAGAGUUUCUAUGUUUUGCUUCUGGACUUUGAGAAAAUGGGUUCAUAAUGUUUACAGACUAAGGCAUAUUCAUGUGUCUGAUAUUAUACUACUACAUUUAAUAUGGUUUUACCAAAAAAGUAGAAUUAAGUGUAUCUUAAGGUAUAAAUGAGUCUUUUUUAAAAAUUGUGUAGCUGGAGGUCGGGCUAAUAGAUCUUUUUAUUUACAAAGAGAAAUGAGCCUAAUUGGAUGGUCUAUCCCCAUCUACAGAGUUGCUCUGUGGCUUGCUGUGUUUGAGUGUAACAGUUCAGUAUUAGUCGUAUCAGGAGAUAUUUUUACAUCUUCAUCAAUCACAAAAUUUACCAAAGAAAAUGUUACUGACCAAAAUCAUUUUUAAAGCAUCUGUGAAGGAAUGUAACCCCUUUAAUGCUUUCUAACGCCAAGGGAAACAAAUAACAAUGCAUUGUUUGAACUGGAAAACACAAAUACAGUAAAUAGAUAGACAAGAUUCUAUUUUGUUCUCACAUCAGUAAGAUGUCAGUGCCCCAAUAAUACCAAUUAAAGAAUAAGUCUUAAUUUUAUUCCUUAUGACAAGUUGUUAUUAUAACUAAGGAUCUGGCUUAUCAGUGUUGAAUAUGAAAGGGGAAACUCCUUAAAUUGGUAUAUUAUAUAUUAUGGGUUGUUUAGAUAAAAUUAUAAGGAAAAUUAUUGAAUGGUACUCCUUAACGGGCAGUGGCAUUUAUUUCUAGUAUAAUAUUAGCUAAACUUACCGUCUGGUUAGUUUACAUUGAUUUAUGUACAUGUCCACUCUUACUGCUUUUUGUCUUUGCUUUAAAAACGUGAUUGGACUGAAGGAAGCUACAAUAUCCCCUUCUAAAAUAUGUAGGCCAAAAAGAUCUAAAGGGUUCAAUGUGUUUAAUGACUUCUUAAAUCAAACUGCUAUUCUAAACAUGUUCUUUUAUUUUUUUUAAUACUACGUUAUAGUUAAUAAAUGUUGGACUGAGCAUGGUGGUGCACGCCUUUAAUCCCAGCACUCGAGAGGCAGACGCAGGCAUUUCUCUGAGUUUGAGGCCAGCCUGGUCUACAUAAUGAGUUCCAGAAUAGCCAGAGCUACAUAAUGAGACCCUAUCUCAAAAAAUUAACAAGAGUGUAUUGCUUUUUGGAAGAGAAGAUUGGCUUUCAAAUAAUGACUGGUAAUAGUUUGGAUUUUUUAAAAAUUAUAUUGUCUAAAUAGAAUGCAAAAUAUGCUCCAUGUGAUGUUAAAAAUAUUUGAAGUCUAUCCUGGGUUUUACAUUGGAUCUUUUUGGUUCUUCUAAAAAUGAGGCAGGCUUUAUUAAAUUCUAUUUAAAAUUGGUGAAAAGAAACUGUUUUAGCAGUGCAAGGAUUUUACUGCCUUGGUUUUAUGUAAUGUGACUUCUGUAACAGGCAAACAGAAUAUCCCACUUUCGUUAUUUGUUUCAUAGUAGGAUAUGUUAGGCCAGCUUGUUGUUGUUUUUAACCAACACCAAUUUAUAGCUUGGUGUAAACUCCCAAGUAUUGAGGGGAUUCUGCUGGUGAAAUUCUGGGCAGGCAUGUAAAAAGUCUGAUCUUUAUUGACAAAUGUCCUUUUAACUUAGGACUAGUGGGAAAAAAAAUUUUUCCAGAACUGAAGAAAAAAAUAAACGCACAGUUAAUUAAGAUCAUAUGUAUUGGUGCAUGUGAGCCAUUAUCUUGUCCCAUUGAAUGGAUUAAUGCUGUUGAUUGUUGAAAUGUGAAAUGUAGUCACUGUUGAACUUGUAAAUAUCUGCCAGAGAUGAAAAAAUAUUUUAAGUUAUUGUAAAUAAAGAUGUAUAAAAUUCAAUAUGAGUCUGCAAUGCAGAAACCUAACAUCUCAGAUGUUAAAUAUUGUGUCUCUUGAGGGAUGUGUCAUUUCUCCCUUGAUGUAUCUAGCUACAGUAAGAAUGUAAAUUUUCUUUUGUACAGUAUAAAAAAUACAGCUUUAUUUGGCUUUUAACUGGA
Peromyscus californicus insignis is the source of this 9157-nucleotide messenger RNA. It is a transcript of the gene Hycc2, whose product is annotated as hyccin PI4KA lipid kinase complex subunit 2. Gene Ontology annotation, biological process: protein localization to plasma membrane; phosphatidylinositol phosphate biosynthetic process. The transcript has 13 exons. Bases 359 to 2104 code for a protein of 581 amino acids. Lineage: Eukaryota; Metazoa; Chordata; Mammalia; Rodentia; Cricetidae. Gene Ontology annotation, cellular component: plasma membrane. The record is from RefSeq and is a predicted model, not a curated record.